Molecule: messenger RNA, 1629 nt
Organism: Moneuplotes crassus
Lineage: Eukaryota; Ciliophora; Spirotrichea; Euplotida; Euplotidae
Source: the annotation of a GenBank genome assembly
AUAUGAUAUUACAAACUUAUCUCCCUAUUGAGAUUUCAAGCAUACUCAAGUACAUUGGAAUUUUCCUACUAGCCUUUUUGGUAUAUUUGGUUCACAGAAUUUUGAUAAGACCAUACCUAUAUUUGAGGAAGUACAGAAAAUACUCGAAUGUGAUGACCAUGAAUACCUUCUUGCCCUUGAUUGGAGACUUCAAGAAUUCAAUUGAUUGAAUGAAUAACAAUAAAGUGCAUUAUGCUUUCAGAAAGGAAAAAUCUAAAGAAUUUGCGAAGUAUGAUAUACAUGCAGCUCUUGAUGGACCAACUCCUUGUAUCUCUAUUCUCAGUAGCAAAGCUAUUGAGGAGUUUAUACAACUGCAGAAGACGUCCAAUAUUGAUAGACUGUUUAUUAACUAUGGUAUUACUGCCAUGAUCCCUCACUCUCUUGUAGGUAGAAAAUCAGGGCAAAAGACGAUGCAGAGAAGGAAGAACAUGACUACCUGGCUUGGUCUCAACGGUGCCUCAAGCUAUAUCCCUCACAUGAUUGAUUGCUGCAAGAAGAUCCUUGACUCCAUGGAUAAUGAGAAGGAAGUCAAUAUUAUGCAUUGCAUGAACACUCUAACUUUUGAUGUCUUCAUUGACAUUUUGUUUGGAAACGAUGUUGAAAAACUUGUCUCUGAUCUACACCCAUAUAUUAAUGAUGAUGGUAAAGUUGAGGAUCUUUCCCUUAGAGAUAUUCUCAUUAGAAUUGGGAAGUGAUACAUCGAGCAAUACUAUAAUAUUACAACAUUCAUUGCCCCAUUUCUUGCAGAGAACAAAUUAGUAAAUCCUUACAAAAGAAAUGACAAAAACUUGACUGUUUUCAGAGAAAGCAUUCGGAAAAUAGCGAAAUCGUCCAAAGAUACUACUUCUGUUGGAUACAAAUUCAUGACUAACCAAAAUUGCACUGAAGAGGAGAAAUUAGACGACCUUAUUGGUAUCAUGCUCGCUGGAACUGAGACUACAGCUCAUUCUUUGGUAUCUUGCUUGUAUUUUCUGAACAAGUACCCAGAAGCCUUGAAAAAGUUAAGAGAAGAACUUAAGAGGGAAGGAUUCACUAAGACUGACGACUUCAUCAAUCAGUGUACUGUCGAAAAGUUCCAAAGUUGUACGUACCUCAAUAGCGUUGUCAAGGAAACAUUGAGACGUGAUACUGCUGUGUCUGAGACAUUCGAUUAUGUAAGUAGUUCAGACAUCAAGAUCUGUGAUGUACCUAUCAAAAAGGGAACUAAGAUCAGAAUUGAUGCUGUAUCCUCUCACUUUGAUGAAAGAAAAUGGCUAGAGCCAGAAAGCUUUAUCCCAGAAAGAUUUGAUUUCGACUCUGAAUUUUACCAAAAAUCUAAGAAAAUGGGAAAAGUGGCUGACAUAUAUUCUAGAAGAAGCUUCUCACAUGGAAAUAGAAACUGUCCUGGCCAAUCAUUCGCUCUAUUAGAGAUGAAACUCGUCAUUGCUUAUUUUGUCACUCACAUAGACUUCAACUACUCCAAAGAGGAUCUUUCAAAUGAAAAUAUCGGUUUUGGCAUGGGAUCGCAAUUUGUUCCGAACAUAACCAUAAGAAAGCUAUAACUACAGUCCUCCGCUAUGUCAUUUGCCCCUUCAGUUUACUAUUGAUUCA